AUGUUCCGCAAGAAGAAGAAGAAACGCCCAGAGAUCUCUGCUCCACAGAACUUCGAGCACCGUGUCCACACGUCGUUUGACCCAAAGGAGGGCAAGUUUGUGGGUCUGCCCCCACAAUGGCAGAAUAUUCUGGACACGCUGAGACGCCCCAAGCCGGUGGUAGACCCCUCAAGGAUCACGAGGAUGCAGCUCCAACCUAUGAAGACCGUGGUGCGUGGCAGCACCGUGGAAGUGGAAGGCUACAUCUCCGGGUUACUCAACGACAUCCAGAAGCUUUCUGCCAUCAGCUCGAACACUCUGAGGGGCAGGAGCCCCACCAGCAGGAGGAGAGCCCAGUCCCUUGGGCUUCUGGGGGACGAGAGGCCCCCAGACAUGUAUCUUCAGAGUCCUGAAGCAGACUGGGCAGACAAAUAUGGAAACUACCUCAAUUGCAAUGGUGGGACCAAGGUGACGCGGAGGCAGACCAUGUGGCCGGACUACAAACCCCGGCUGGAGGGCCAGGCCCAUCCCAACGGUAUGGUGACUAAAGCCCAGUCCCUGGGGCCUUCAGAGUUCCAGGGCACUGACAGCAGCUGCCUCCAGCGCAGCUCUGGCCUGCAGCACAUGCCGGUGCUGCCGGGGGACAGCGAGGUGGGAACCAAGAGCCCGGAAGAGUGCUGGCCUCAGCGACAAGCCAACGCCAGGCCCUCGGGGGAGGGCAGCCCCAACUCCAAAUCACGGGAGAACAGCCUGAAGAGGAGGCUGCUGCGCAGUGUGUUCCCCUCAUCCGGCGCCUCGAACAAGCCAGGCCCUUCCCUGCAGAUCAAGCCUAAUGCUUUCUUCAGGCCCCAGCAGUGGGGGUCCCCCCACAGCCCUGCAGCCAAAGCCCAGUCUCUCCCACCAGACCAGCCUGCAUCUGAUUUCCCCAGGAUGAUUUCAGAAGCUGGGACCCCCCAGAAAUCCCCAACAGCAGAGAAGGCAGUGGCAGUGCCACCAGGCAGACCUUCACCAGCAGGGUCCCCCAGGAACCGGCAGACCCAGACGAGUUCCAGCAACCUCCACCUUCCCCAGGACUCUGCUGGGAAAGGGCCACUGGCCAGCGAGGACCCGGUGGUGGUGACCCACGAGCAGUUCAAGGCUGCCCUCAGGAUGGUCGUGGACCAGGGGGAUCCCCGGGCAAUGCUGGAGAACUAUGUCAAGAUUGGGGAAGGGUCCACAGGCAUCGUGUGCAUCGCUCGGGAGAAGCACUCGGGGCGGCAGGUGGCUGUGAAAAUGAUGGAUCUGAGGAAACAGCAGCGCCGGGAGCUCCUCUUUAAUGAGGUGGUGAUAAUGAGGGACUAUCAACAUGUCAACGUGGUGGAGAUGUACAAGAGCUACCUUGUGGGAGAGGAGCUCUGGGUGCUGAUGGAGUUCCUGCAGGGGGGAGCCCUCACAGACAUUGUGUCUCAGAUCAGGCUAAACGAGGAGCAGAUUGCCACAGUGUGUGAGUCGGUGCUGCAGGCUCUGACAUAUCUCCACUCUCAGGGGGUCAUUCACAGAGACAUCAAGAGUGACUCCAUUCUUCUGACGCUGGAUGGGAGGGUCAAACUCUCAGAUUUUGGCUUCUGUGCUCAGAUCAGUAAAGAUGUACCUAAAAGGAAGUCUCUGGUGGGUACUCCCUACUGGAUGGCUCCAGAAGUUAUUGCAAGGAUACCAUACACCACCGAGGUGGAUAUCUGGUCCCUGGGCAUCAUGGUGAUAGAGAUGGUGGAUGGAGAACCUCCCUACUUCAGUGAUUCUCCAGUCCAGGCAAUGAAGAGACUCCGUGACAGUCCUCCUCCCAAACUGAAAAACUUCCACAGGACCUCCCCAGUUCUGAGAGACUUCUUGGAAAGGAUGUUGACACGGGAUCCGUUGGAAAGAGCAACGGCACAAGAACUUCUGGAUCACCCUUUUUUGCUCCAGACAGGACUUCCAGAGUGCUUGGUACCCCUCAUCCAGCAGUACAGGAAACGCACCUCCACCUGCUGA
This is a messenger RNA of Acanthisitta chloris (rifleman), 1989 nucleotides long. It is a transcript of the gene PAK6, whose product is annotated as p21 protein (Cdc42/Rac)-activated kinase 6. Gene Ontology annotation, molecular function: protein serine/threonine kinase activity; ATP binding. Gene Ontology annotation, cellular component: cytoplasm. The transcript is spliced from 8 exons. Gene Ontology annotation, biological process: protein phosphorylation; intracellular signal transduction; regulation of MAPK cascade. Bases 1 to 1989 code for a protein of 662 amino acids. The record is from RefSeq and is a predicted model, not a curated record. Lineage: Eukaryota; Metazoa; Chordata; Aves; Passeriformes; Acanthisittidae.